Molecule: messenger RNA, 844 nt
Organism: Silurus meridionalis
Lineage: Eukaryota; Metazoa; Chordata; Actinopteri; Siluriformes; Siluridae
Gene: pmch
Product: pro-melanin-concentrating hormone
Exons: 3
Coding region: 1-756 (251 amino acids)
Biological process (GO): behavior; chemical synaptic transmission
Molecular function (GO): type 1 melanin-concentrating hormone receptor binding; melanin-concentrating hormone activity
Source: RefSeq, a predicted model, not a curated record
AUGAGGCGAGCUUGCAGGCACAGAGCAAAUCUGGUGUGGUUUCUGCUGGGAAAUCGAGAAGCUCCAGUCAUCAUGGUCAACUUUUCCUCGCUUGUUAUCGCAGUUGCACUUUUGGUCAACUUGGUCGAUCACUCAGCGACGUUCGCUUUGCCUACGAAUAGAAUGAAAGACGAUACAGCAAACCAGAAUAGCAUUAGUGCAGUGAUGGAUGACGAUGCCAUGAACGUAGCAGGUCCUAGUGGGUUCUCUCCCAGAAGAUUUCCUCUCAUAGAAGGAAGGCUGGCUGAUGAAGAUGGGAUAAAGAAGAUCUUCAUCCUUUCAGUAAGUGUAGGUCGGAAAAGGGGGGGGGUAUGGGGAGAAAAAAAGAAAAGAAAGAUAGACUCAGGCUUUCUUUCAUACAACAGAUCCCCAAAGAGGAAACAGUGGUUUGUGUUUAGUUUUGUGAAUGAGACUGCUUGUGUAAGGUGGUCAGAAGAGAAGGUCAUCGACCCACAGACGCCGCUUGGUAAUUGUCAAAUGAUCUAUUCCACUCAGGAUUUAGGAUCAAAAGGGGCUUCUGGGAGUGACGCAAGCUCUGGUUUUGGCCGAGCCUUCCCCGUGCUAUCACCAUGGAGAAUCGACCGCGCUCUUGCUGCAACUCAGAAGGAUGAGUGGCAUGAUGCAGAUGAUCUCAUCCCCAUGGCCAAGAGAAACACGGACAAUAAGAUGCUUCGGUGCAUGAUUGGGAGGGUGUACCGGCCAUGCUGGCAAGCUUGAAGAUGGAAAGAAGACCAAGCCAUGAUGUACCUAAUGACUUGAUCUGGUUAUGUUCUUCUAAAUAUAUAUACACAGAACCAAAAAAAAG